UCUUGGGCAGUGCGGGGAACUAUUUUGUUGAGCUCACGCGAAUAGGCAGUGACUAGAACGACUGACAAAUAUUAAAAUUUCAACUUGUGUCUUUGCAAGCGUGAUUCUAACAGACUCAGAAGAAAGAUGAAGACCUUGGGCGUCAUUCUGAGCUGUGUGGUUUUAGCUCAAGCCGAUAUCUACCUUCAUAAUCCAAGAGGUAGUAAUAAUCGACUGGAUGGAGAAGGUCGUGACGUAAGAAAUAACGCAAGACUGUACGAUUCGCAGAACAACAACCGGGGUGGGUACAACGUGGGAAACCUGUACUAUUACGAAGGAACAAAACUUUCGAUUGAAUGGACUAAUCAACACACCUGUGCAGACCAGAAUGCCCACUGUGAGCUGGUUCUGCAGUACAUGUGUGACGACAAGAUCAGGGAUGGUACUACCACCACCACCAUUCCAGAUCGCCAUGACAGGUGCGAGAACUUCGACUGUAACACUGACAUGAAGUUUGGCAUGCAGGAGGAUUUUGACUACUAUUUGAACUGCCGCACCAGGGAGAGAAACAAGGGACUUUUUAUUGCCGACAGGAACCUGAACCGUAACGAUGCCAGACGUACCCGUCAGAACAACAAUGGCCAAAGAAGAGGCUACGAAUGCCCAGAAGAGAAAGAUUACUACCCAUACUGGCAUCCGACCCCAUGGAAGGACAUUGCAGUUAUGACCAAUGACGAGGAGAGAUGCCAAUAUUACAAGACAGAGAGCGCUAACGUCAAAUCAAGAUGGGCCUGUGUCAUACCCAGAGAGAUUUUGAUGGAAAGAUAUCUGAGGAACAUCAUUGUGCCUAACAACGCGGAAGAUUGUGCCGAAUUCGAAUACGAAGGCGAGAAAGUAGGCAGAUGGACCGAAUUUCCGGCUCACAACCUUCCCGCGCCAGAUUGUCGUCUGGCUCCUUGGUCACGUGACAACCACAAUGGCAACGGUAUUGGAGGGUAUUUCAACACCUACGAUUGGGUCAUUCCCGAGGGCAUUGCACAUGAAAGAUGUAUAUUAAGAAUGAGAUACAACAUUUCAACCGACGACUACGAUCCUUGGAACACUGACGCAUCUUCCAACGAAAAUGAUGAGGUAGAGGGCUCCACCAUCGACUAUUCAGAGAGAUUCGGUUUCGCAAACGAGGCCGCCGCGAGGAAUAGAGGCUACAUCUUCCAGAAUAACCCAACAGUGCAGAUCUUUCCCGACCUCGGUGUGAAUUUAGCUCUGGCCAUCAACACCGCACAAUUUGGACGUACCUUCCAGGACAGGUCACACGUUUUUGCCAUUAGAGAAAGACCUGAUGAACUCAAAGGCGUUACUAUCCACAAUUUGAACGUGAGAGGAAAACGUGGUAACAACCAACAGGUGUACCCAGCAGUGGAAUACGACUAUGUCCCCAACACCUUGGAGAUCAACACAAACGACUACAUACAUAUUCAGUGGACCGGGUCCAACAGGAACCCGCGAAACAACGCCGGAAAUGGGCUUGCCGGUACUGACCGCAACAACCUGGUCAUGUUGAGGAACAAAAACUACCCCGAGGGAACGCCCGGCGCCGCUUUCGGUGGACUUGACGUUGUCGGUCAAUGGGGCAACAACUAUCCCAUGCACCUGACAAAUGUUUCUGACCUUACUGGGGCAUCUAUGGAACUCUUACAAAGUUUGGCACUUCUGACACCUACCCAAUAUGGCGGAGAGAUGUCUCAGUUGGACGACGCUGGUACAUACUUUGACACAGGGCCACUGCAGUUUAGUAAAGCCGGUGUACUUAACUUUAUGUGCACCAGAAACAAUGCCUUCACUAACAGAAGCCAGAAGGGAAGAAUCAUCACUAGGGAUGCACCUGCGAAGUAGAUGUAAUGGCGCUCUGAUAAAAUAUGGGCUGUUCUUAUAUCUGUAGCCUCUACGAACACCCAACGCGCAGCAGGGGAAUUUUUGUUUCGAAUUAUCCAGUUACCACAAACAUUUGUCUUAGAAAAAAUGGUUUUAUGUAAUGGCAUCCAAAGAUUUUUUUCUUAAUUUUGGUUGAUCUUUUAUGACGUAUUACUUGUGACGAAAUAAAAGGACGUUAGCUUUUA
Messenger RNA from Lingula anatina, 2096 nucleotides. RefSeq names its product protein DD3-3-like. NCBI's taxonomy places the organism in Eukaryota, Metazoa, Brachiopoda, Lingulata, Lingulida, Lingulidae. The record is from RefSeq and is a predicted model, not a curated record.